Messenger RNA from Mercenaria mercenaria, 2932 nucleotides. Its product is annotated as collagen alpha-1(XII) chain-like. The record is from RefSeq and is a predicted model, not a curated record. Bases 1 to 2844 code for a protein of 947 amino acids. The transcript has 21 exons. Lineage: Eukaryota; Metazoa; Mollusca; Bivalvia; Venerida; Veneridae.
AUGGGAGAGCCGGGGUAUUUAAUGAAGGGUUUGAAAGCUCAAAACCAGCGUCUCCUUCCGUCCUACCUGACAUAUUUACCCAAUUUUGAAGCAAUGUACAAAAGGUUUGCAAUUUGCUCUCCUUCAUGUCUGAAUGGUGGAACUUGCACCAGCCCUGGAACAUGUAAAUGUGAUGUUUAUCAUUCUGGAGGACGUUGCCAAACAGAACUAGCUUGCACAAAUAAGACACUGGAGUUAGUGUUCCUUCUAGACUCUUCUGGUGGCAUAGGGAAAGCUAACUUUGAAACCCUGAAAUCAUUUGUUAAGACAAUUAUAGAACAGUUUGACAUUGCGGGUCAUAAAACAAGAGUUGGCAUGAUGACGUUCAGUCGGUACCCUUUCAUGCGAUUUAGCAUAAACGACAACAAAAGCAUGAGUCAGCUCCUACAAGAAGUAGAUAACGUGCCUUAUAUUUCAGGUUUAACAGAAACGCAUACAGCUCUACAGCUUCUGCAGCAGGAAGGAUUCCUGGGUUCUAGGUCCCGUGUGCCUCAUGUAGCUUUACUGAUAACAGAAGGGAAGUCAUUACAUCCAAAUGAAACAAAGGCAGUUGCAGACGCCAUUCGUAAACAAGGUAUCGUUAUGUUCGUGAUAGCUAUUGGUGAGCGUGUUUCUCGGGAAGAACUCCGUAUUAUUGCAACAGAUCCGGAUGAUAAACAUUUGUUUUUUGUACAUAAUCAUACAGCGAUUGAUGGUAUCAAAGAUAACAUAACAACAUUAAUAUGCGAUGGAUUACGAGAAACGGACAGAGCUUUGCAAAUGCUUCGUCUUGAAGGAUUCGAAAACGACAGACCUGAAGCACCAAAUAUCGCUAUUCUGAUAACUAACGGACCUUCAUCAAAUUCGUUUCUCACACAGAGAGCUGCUAACGAGCUAAAGCAAAGUGGUGUUGAAGUUUUUACAGUUGAUGAUAUUGAGGGAACAGAGCUAGAACUUAUUUCAACCAGUGGGGGUAACCAUACAUUUACAGCUCCGAAUUAUCUAGAAUUCGACUUGUCUAGCUUUGAAGGAAUUGUUGCGAGUGCAGUUUGUCAAGGUCUUCCGGUACCGACAACACCUACGACAACCACGACUUCAACGACAAGCACUUCGAGGCCUACGACUCGCACUACUACGUACAGUGAAAGAACUACAAAUAAAGCCUCAGAAUGUGUGCCUGAUGUCAAGGACGUCAUAUUCUUAGUAGAUUCUUCUGGCAGUAUUGGUGAUGACAAUUUCAAUCAUAUUAAAGAAUUCAUUAAACAGACCAUCAAGACGUUUGAUAUUGGUUUAACGAGAACUCGUGUUGGUUUAAUUCUUUUCAACUCACAUGCCACAAUGAUAUUUCCGCUUGACAAAUAUGACACAAGACACGAUCUGUUGAAUGCUGUAGAAAACAUCGUUUACAGCCCUGGUGGUACUAAUACAGGGGCCGCGUUGGAGCUUUUGAGAACACAAGGGUUUAAGAAUGAUCGGCCAAAUGCACCAAAUAUAGCCUUUCUUAUUACUGAUGGUUACUCAACAGAUAAAAAUGCCACAAUGGAACAGGCUGCACUUGCAAAAGAGAAUAAUCAGAUUCAAGUAGUUGCUACUGGUAUUGGUCAACUGUUGGACAUGCAAGAACUUUCGGACAUAGCUAGUGCCAACCCUUCUACAAACCGAAGUCUUAUAUAUCACGUGGAUGAUUUUGAUGAGCUACACGUAUUUUCACUCGAAAAGAUAUUGGCAAGCGUUAUAUGUGGAAUUGAACUCUCUUCGCCUAGUUCGUCUACCGCAACUCCACUUCUACCUGUAACCCACUCAUGUUUUGAUGAAGUUGACAACUGUGUUGAUUAUGAUCAAGAUAUGUGCACGAGUUAUCGCCCUUGGGCAAUGGCCCAUUGUAAGAGAUACUGUGGAUUUUGUCAAGGAGCCAAAACGCCACCGCAGCCAUGUGUUGAUAAAAAAAGUAACUGCGACGAGUAUGGACAGGAUAUAUGUAUUGCGACUGCAUUUAGGAAGUGGACAAGAGAAAAUUGUGCUCGCUUUUGUGGAAUAUGCCAUUACACUACAACAACUGUGUCAACUACAUCACCACCUCUAACUGUAUCACCUGUAUGUGCCGAUGAAGAAGAUAAUUGUGACGAAUACGACCCUGAUAUGUGUACCAAGUAUCAGUCGUGGGCAAAGGCAAAUUGUAAAAGGUUUUGCGGCUAUUGUCAAGGAGUCCCUACUCCAACCAAACCAUGCGUUGAUACUAUAGGUAAUUGCAGAGAAUAUGGUCAUGAGAUAUGUACGUCGGCGUCUUUUAGGAAAUGGACGAAAGAACAUUGUGCACGUUUCUGUGAAUUUUGCGGUGUUGAUGCGACUUCUACCACAACUGCGUCUCCACCAACAAACCAAAGUACUGCGACGACGACGUUUGCUGUUCCUAGUUUAUCUUCUUGUUAUGACAAAGAAAGAAAUUGUGAAUCAUAUGGUGGUCAUGAUAUGUGUACAAGUUACAGACCCUGGGCAAUGGCUAAUUGUGAACAAUAUUGUGGAUUUUGCGAAGGACCAACAACUCCGCCAAAACCAUGCGUUGAUGAAAUCGAAAACUGCAGAGAAUACGGACAUGACCUAUGCUCUUCUCCAUCAUUUUCUUUGUGGGUUAAACGUCAUUGUGCCCGUUUCUGUGAAAUUUGUGAUGCUGACAUUUCGAGUAAUGCUUCUUCACCGGUUCCAGUAACGAAAUCUAGUCAUUCCAGUAUGACCAUAUCUUAUAGUAUAAAUGUAACAACAUCUACAGAUAAAAAUGUUACAGGUACUGAGACGGUGAAUGUCACAUCAACAGACACUACACCAUGAAUGACAACCCUUUGUCAGAAUUACAACAUUAUAAAUCUAUACAUUGUGAUUGACAUUAUCCAAUUGAAUAAAGUACGUUUUCAUUAAA